AACACGGAAACAGCAUGGCGGCCAACAGCAGCUCCGACAGGCAACGAGCUGCACAGCAAAGACUACAAAUAAUCGCCGGGCAUUUACAGAGACCCACAAACUACCAACCAGACAUUACAGCUGCCGAAUGCAAGGCCCAGGAGGGUAACCCCAAUGUCUCUAACGAGGAGCGGACCGUCCCGAGGAGGAGACAGGACAUUAUGAAAUGGAAUGGUUGGGGUUAUAGUGACUCAAGAUUUCUGUUUAACAAGAAGGGUCAAGCAGAAUUCACAGGCAAAAGGUAUCGACUAAGUGGUAUGAUCAUUCCUGGGCUCAAAGACUGGAUGGAAGGCACAUUUGGAGCAAGUCUUCAGCACAAAGCUCCUGCAACACCUAUACUAAAUAGCACUGCUGUGCAGCCAGCAACUAUUAAUGAGGCCUUUGUGGAAGAAGUCAAAGCUACAACUAUUCCAUUCUCAGUUGAAGCAGAAGACCGAGUGUUUCGUGCCCAUGGACAUUGCUUACAUGAGAUCUUUGCCCUGCGAGAAGGAAAGAUUGGCCGUGUUCCUGAUAUGGUUGUGUGGCCAAGUUGCCACAGUGAUGUUGUUAAAAUUGUAGAAUUGGCUUCUAAACACAAUGUAUGUUUGAUACCAUAUGGAGGAGGAACAAGCGUCUCCAGUGCCCUAGAGUGCCCCCCAGAGGAAACUCGAUCUAUUGUGUCCUUGGACACCUCUCAGAUGAAUCGCAUCUUGUGGAUCGAUGAGAAAAACCUCACUGCCCAUGUAGAAGCUGGUAUUGUGGGUCAGGAUUUGGAAAGACUGCUUAAUGAGAGUGGUUACUGCACAGGACAUGAGCCUGACUCCAUGGAGUUUAGUUCCCUGGGAGGCUGGGUUGCAACCAGAGCAUCAGGCAUGAAGAAGAACAUCUAUGGCAAUAUUGAAGAUCUGGUGGUCCAUGUAAAGAUGGUGACCCCACGAGGUGUAAUAGAGAAGAGCUGUCAGGGCCCUCGAAUGUCCACCGGCCCAGAUGUCCACCACUUCAUUAUGGGCUCUGAAGGAACCCUGGGUGUGGUUACCGAGGUUACACUGAAGAUCCGACCCAUGCCAGAGUAUCAGAAAUAUGGAUCUGUUGUAUUUCCUAAUUUUGAGCAAGGUGUUGCUUGCCUACGAGAGGUUGCCAAACAGAGAUGCGCACCAGCUUCAAUACGACUCAUGGAUAAUGAACAAUUUAAAUUUGGGCAUGCACUGAAACCCCAAGUAUCUUCAAUUUUCACUUCAUUUUUGGAUGGUUUGAAGAAAUUUUACAUCACAAAGUUCAAAGGCUUUGACCCUAACCGCUUGUGUGUGGCCACCCUGUUGUUUGAGGGAGACCAUGAGAAGGUCCUGCAGCAUGAAAAACAAGUGUAUGACAUUGCUGCGAAAUUUGGGGGCCUGGCAGCUGGUGAGGACAAUGGGCAGAGGGGCUACAUGCUGACCUUCGUCAUCGCGUACCUUCGGGACUUGGGGAUGGAAUAUUACGUAAUUGGUGAAUCCUUCGAAACCUCUGUGCCUUGGGACAGGGUCUUGGACAUUUGCCGAAAUGUAAAAGCACGGAUCAUUCGAGAGUGUAAAGACAAAGGAGUGCAGUUUCCACCGCUUUCCACUUGCAGGGUCACUCAGACGUAUGACGCUGGUGCCUGUGUCUACUUUUAUUUUGCCUUCAACUACAGAGGACUCAGUGACCCAAUCCACGUGUCUGAACAAGUGGAGCAUGCAGCUCGAGAGGAGAUUCUUGCCAAUGGAGGGAGCUUGUCACAUCAUCAUGGAGUGGGGAAACUUCGGAAGGAGUGGAUGAGAGAGACAGUCUCCGAUGUGGGUCUGGGGAUGCUCAAGUCUGUGAAGGACUACGUCGACCCCAAUAAUAUCUUCGGCAACAGGAACCUCCUCUAAUUUCAUUCUCCUGUCCAUCUUUGACUCAUCUUUUCUAACCACAAGUAACAUUGUUGGAUACUAAAUGUGAAUUUAAAAUGGACAGAGAUCUGUUUUUUCAUCAAAAUGUCAUCAGUGCCAUUUAUUGAUUCACCCAAACCUUUUUUUUAAAUAAUAUUGCACUUAAUAUGCUGUAACAAUCAUUUUGUUCAAAUAGAUACAUUUCCACUGUUGUCAUGGCCUUAGACUGUACAGAUAAUAUAAUGUCAUCAAGUUAUCUUUUACAUUACUGUGGCCACUGUAAAACUUGAUCAGUAAUGCAACAGUUUUGAUUUCUCACCUUUACUUGCAUUUACUUUUCUCCUUGCCAAUAGUUACUGAAAGCACCUCAUGUUUAUUCUGACUUCCUGAUGUGUGUGGCACUUCUUUAGUGAUAACUUCUAUGAAUGCACUCUAAAGCUCUGUGCCUCU
Molecule: messenger RNA, 2357 nt
Organism: Periophthalmus magnuspinnatus
Lineage: Eukaryota; Metazoa; Chordata; Actinopteri; Gobiiformes; Gobiidae
Gene: agps
Product: alkylglycerone phosphate synthase
Exons: 20
Coding region: 15-1907 (630 amino acids)
Biological process (GO): lipid biosynthetic process
Molecular function (GO): FAD binding; alkylglycerone-phosphate synthase activity
Source: RefSeq, a predicted model, not a curated record